Messenger RNA from Ceratitis capitata (Mediterranean fruit fly), 570 nucleotides. RefSeq names its product carnitine O-palmitoyltransferase 2, mitochondrial-like. Gene Ontology annotation, molecular function: carnitine O-palmitoyltransferase activity. NCBI's taxonomy places the organism in Eukaryota, Metazoa, Arthropoda, Insecta, Diptera, Tephritidae. The annotation marks the transcript as partial. The record is from RefSeq and is a predicted model, not a curated record. Gene Ontology annotation, cellular component: mitochondrion. The transcript has 2 exons. Gene Ontology annotation, biological process: fatty acid beta-oxidation.
UUUGUAACAGGGCAUUCGAGACCACAAGGAGCAGCAACAUAUGGAGCGUAUACUUUUAAAGCAUUUCCACUAGAUAUGAGUCAAUACAAUCGAUUAUUCGGAGUAUCUAGAAUACCUGGAAAAGGGAAAGAUACGUUGGUACAACAUAAAAAAUCAAGUCAUAUAUUGGUAUUACGGAGUGGCAACUUAUAUUCAUUAGAUGUUUUGGAUGAAAACGGAAAUAUAGAGCAGCCCAACAUAAUUUACGGGCGUCUGGAAGCUAUUUUACGAAUGGACAAGCUUAGUGGCGACUCUAGGACACCUGUUGGGGCUCUUACAUCUAUUAACCGAGACGAUUGGGCUGAAAUUCGACAAUAUUUAGCCAAUAACGUAUGCGAAGAAAACAAGCGACUACUUGAAAGAGAAGUAGAUGCUGCUCUCUUUUGUUUGUGCUUAGACGCAUCAGAUGAUCCCAUGUAUAGCGAAGAAAAUUUUGUUUCACUUCUGAAGCAUUUGUUGGCAGGAGAAGGCAAGAAUCGCUGGUUCGAUAAGUCUAUCACGUUAAUNUUGGAGACUUAUACCACUGGGUAG